CCGGCGCAGGCCGCCGGGCCUAUGUACCAAUGGCUGCUGGGGGCCCUCAGCGCUCUCUUGGCCGCCGCCCGCCGCCCCACGCCGCCGCGCCAGAGGCCGCUCCCCAGCAUUCAGCCACCUCUGGAAGAUGAGGAGCAGGUUCCAUCAAAAAAGCAAAGAACAGACGAUGUCAUCUCUGUGCAUAAAGUUCCUGCAGUUCCUGCAGUGGUGAAAUUGCCACCGAAGACAGCCAGGAAGCGCAAUGCCACUCCAACUGCAGAAGAGGGUCAAGCCACUACUUCUAAGCCUUCACCUAAAAGACCAAGAGUUUCUGCACCAGAAACAGAAAUGCCACAGAUUGAUAAAGUGCCCUAUGGAGCCAACACUUUCAUGAACAGAGAAACACUACUCCUUUCUCAUAAGACAGUUCCAUUCCUCAGCACGGGCAGGAAUGGCAAACACUCUGCCAAACACCUUCCAGACGGCAGCUUAACACUAAGGCCCCCCAUUAAGGAGCGAGCUGUGCCAGAGUCCGUGACUCCAGAAGCCACCAAAACGAGGAAGGUUCACUGCACUGCUGCAGAGGAUGUUCAGCGAGGAGAAAAGGUGAAAUACAGACAGCUCUUGCAGCUGGUAAAAUGUGCUGGGAUCCACCCUCCUCCUCAGCUGACAAGCUUCUGCAGUGUUCAAGCUGUCUCCAAAGAACCAGUGAUGACUGAAGGUCACCUGAAAGACCGUAAAUAUGGAGAUACCUACCCAUAUAUGACACAAAAGAACAAUAUCAACUGUGCAGAUGUUCGCAGCCCCCAGCAGUCUCGGAGAAGUGAUACGAUCAGGUACUGCACACCAGCAGAAAACGCCCCUGAACAGGGAAGACCAGCAAAAGCAGUCACUGCAGGGGGCAAGUAUGGAGCUCAACGAUCAGAAGAGGCAUUAUACCAACUACAUCUGGCACCUCUUCUGCCCAGAAAGUCAGCUGGCCUCGAGGCUGAAGAAAGGAAAUUCCCAAGACUGGAGAAACCAUCAGAAGGCUCUUCUGUGCUCACAGAGGCCUUGGAGAAGGAGGUCUGUGAUGCCUUUGGCAGAGGGGACCCCGAUGAGAUCGUGAGCAGUGCCUUCAAGCUGAAGGUCACCCGUGAGGACAUCGGCACCCUGAGGGAGCAUCGCUGGCUGAACGAUGAGGUCAUCAAUUUCUACAUGAAGCUCAUUGCAGAAAGAAAUAAGAAGGAGGGAUUUGCAGCAGUCCAUGCCUUUAGUACUUUCUUCUACCCAAAAUUCAUCUCUGGGGGCUACACAGCUGUAAGAAGGUGGACCAAAGGUGUGGAUCUCUUCCAGCAGGACCUCAUCUUCGUGCCCAUUCACCUGAGGGUGCACUGGGCACUAGUGGUGGUGGAUGUCAGAAGGAAGACCAUCCGGUACUACGACUCCAUGGCAAAGAGCGGGGACAAGAUUUGCCAGACUCUGUUCCAAUACCUGCGAGAAGAAAGCCUGGAGAAAAGAAACCUGGAGCUGGCUUCUUCAGAGUGGACGCUUCGCAGCAUGGAAUCCCAUGAGAUCCCUCAGCAAUCCAAUGGAAGUGACUGUGGGGUAUUCGUAUGCAAGUAUGCUGAGUACAUCUCCAGGGACAGAGCCACCACCUUUACUCAGAAUCACAUGCCUUACUUCCGGAAGAAGAUGGUGUGGGAAAUAAUCCAUCAGCAGCUGCUAUGAGACCUGCACUAUUAGAGCUACACUGUGAUCACCUGGGGGUGACUAACUCCCACUUUAGUUACUGUGCUAGGAUCUUAGUUUGGGAAGGCAGCAGGCACACAGAUUUGCCUCCUUAGUCUAUGAAGUAAGGGAUAAGUUUAGGAAGGUAAGCUUAGGAGAUCGAGUUUAGGAGGUAAGCUAAGAGAUUGAAUUUAGGAAGGUAAGCUUAGGAGAUCAAGUUUAGGAGGUAAGUUUAGGGCAUAAGUUAAGGGUUUUCUUCCUGAUUUUGGAGACAGUCACUCUCUUUGAGAUUAGGUAAGGCAACUUAAGUGCAAGCCAGGAAGAUAGCUGUGACCUCACCAUGGGAAUGGUCAAGAACAAAUGCUGUGAACCUCUGUCGUGGAUGUCUGAGGGAUGCUCGUGACUUGCAGCACACGGACUUGCAGCCACACCACGGACAAAUGGGACUCUGAUCUGUGGUGGUACCAGGUGUGUUGGCUGAACUUGCCAUCCAAUGAAAAUGUGCUUAACUACUGUUCCUCAAGGAAGGAUUUUCUGCCUCUGGAACAUCUAUGAUCAACUUGACUCCUACAACUGGAUUUGUGAUGACCACAGAAAGCAAGCAGACUGUCCUUGGAUUUGUAACAAAUCCAUAGUGAAGCACCUGCAGCUGGGGUGGCUUUCUGUUUUGUUGGUUGCUUCUCCCCUCCCCUUCCCCUCUCUGUAUCCAGGGAGUUAUCUAAUGUGAAAAGAGAAAUAUUUAUUGCUUUUUAUUAAAAUCUGUAACUUAUGUAAA
Messenger RNA from Pogoniulus pusillus (Red-fronted tinkerbird), 2464 nucleotides. Its product is annotated as sentrin-specific protease 2-like. Gene Ontology annotation, cellular component: nucleus. Gene Ontology annotation, biological process: proteolysis; protein desumoylation. The record is from RefSeq and is a predicted model, not a curated record. The transcript is spliced from 17 exons. NCBI's taxonomy places the organism in Eukaryota, Metazoa, Chordata, Aves, Piciformes, Lybiidae. The coding region runs from base 22 to 1689 and encodes 555 amino acids. Gene Ontology annotation, molecular function: deSUMOylase activity.